AUGCUGGUGAAGCUCGCAUCGCUAUCCGCGACGGUGACGACCACGGCGGCGGUCCAUGGUGGGGUGGUGGCCAUGGGGAUCACGGAAAUGGCGGUCAUGGAGAUGGUGGGCACGGUGGCGGUAGUCCCCCCAGCAGAGACCUCUCCCCCGCCUGUUGAGACUUCCACCCACACUGUUCCCCCAAUCGUGACGCCGACUACUCCGCCUGUUGAGAGUUCCACCCCGGGCGAGACCGACACACCUACUAUUCCCCCGGUUGUAACACCUACUACGCCCCCGGUUGUGACACCUACCUCGACCCCAUGUGAAACCGAUACCACGACUCCACCUGUCGAGACGGACACGCCUACUGUUCCCCCAGUCGUGACGCCUAGUACUCCUCCGGUUGUGACACCUACUACUCCGCCUGUCGAGAGCUCCACCCCGUGUGAAACCGACACGCCUACUACGCCCCCGGUUGUGACGCCUACCUCCACUCCAUGCGAGACUGACACUCCCACUUCUCCCCCUCCCGCGAGCUCGACUCCUUGUGAGACCGAUACUCCCACCGAUACUCCCACUUCUCCUCCUCCCCCGAGCUCAACUCCCUGCGAGACCGACACUCCCACUUCUCCUCCCCUGCGAGCUCGACUCCUUGUGAGACCGAUACUCCCACCGAUACUCCAACUUCUCCUCCUCCCCCGAGCUCAACUCCCUGCGAGACCGAUACUCCAACUUCUCCUCCCCCGAGCUCAACUCCCUGCGAGACCGACACUCCCACUUCUUCUCCCCCUGCGAGCUCGACUCCUUGUGAGACCGAUACUCCCCACCGACACUCCCACUUCUCCUCCUCCCCCGAGCUCCACCCCGUGCGAGACCUACACGCCUACUACGCCCCCUCCUACUAGCACUACGCCUAGCGAGACCAAAACUCCCACCGCGUCCCCUCCCACUUCUACCACUCCUUGCGAGACUGAGACCCCCACUGGCACUCCUCCUCCAGUUACCGUGACCACCACAUAUACCACUACCACCUGCCCGGUGACUUGGAGUACUAUCACAAGCGGCACAUCAACCUACACCCGCCCUGUGACCCAGACCAGCACGAUCACCGUGACGUCGGUUUCCACCUGCACUGAGGGUUGCAUUCAGCCGCCCACAGCCACUCCCACUAAGGCCACUAUCCCCCCUGUUGUUUCUACAACUUCUGUGGUGGUGCCUCCUCCGGAUACCAAGCCCACUAUUCCAGCUACUGAGCCUACUGCCCCCGCACAGUCAAGACCCGUCACUUCUUCCACCUCCGCUCCCCCUGCUUCCUCCUCACCUGCUUUCAACAGUGCUCCAGUUCUCCAGAAAUCUGCUGUGGCCUUCAUCCCUGGUCUUGCUCUCCUGUUUGCUCUGCUUUAA
This is a messenger RNA of Penicillium mononematosum, 1386 nucleotides long. RefSeq lists its product as uncharacterized. Bases 1 to 1386 code for a protein of 461 amino acids. The record is from RefSeq and is a predicted model, not a curated record. NCBI's taxonomy places the organism in Eukaryota, Fungi, Ascomycota, Eurotiomycetes, Eurotiales, Aspergillaceae. The transcript is spliced from 2 exons.